Ruditapes philippinarum (Manila clam) is the source of this 2223-nucleotide messenger RNA. RefSeq names its product annexin A7-like. Bases 59 to 1999 code for a protein of 646 amino acids. Lineage: Eukaryota; Metazoa; Mollusca; Bivalvia; Venerida; Veneridae. The transcript is spliced from 14 exons. Gene Ontology annotation, molecular function: calcium ion binding; calcium-dependent phospholipid binding. The record is from RefSeq and is a predicted model, not a curated record. Gene Ontology annotation, cellular component: cytoplasm.
AUGUCCAGUCAAUAUUCUGUUUUUCUUUCAGACAUUUUUAUUAUCAAAUUUCGACGAAAUGGGGAAGCAUAAGAAGCACCACUAUGGUCACAAAAGUUCGUCUUCAUCUUCAAGUUCUAGCUCAGACAGUUCUGAUGGUGAAUACAAACAUUUACCUAAACAUGAACGUAAACGUAUGAAGAAACUUAGGAAACAAAUGAAAAAGGGUAAAAUACCACCAGGUUCAGUGCCAGGGAUGUAUCCAGCAGGAGCCCACGGUGUACCUCAUGGAAUGCCCCAUGGGGCACCUCAUGGAGGUUAUCCAGGGCAGCCAGGAUAUCCACCAGCAGGAGGAUAUCCAACAGGUGUAGCUCCACCUCCUGCAGGGUAUGCACCGCCCCCAGGACAGAUGUACCCAGGUCAAGCUCCAGGAUAUCCGGGACAGGCUCCAGGAUACCCCCAUGGGGCGCCAAAUCCUGCCUACCCUGCUGGAGGAGCAGGUGGUUUUCUACCACCAGGAGGGGCACCCCCACCGCAGGGUUAUCCUGGAGGGGCUUAUCCCGGAAGCCAAGCCAGCUCUGGUAUCACAGCUGGUCAGUAUGACUACACAAAGCCAGGUGCUCCACCUGUUGGGCAACCAGGAUACCCAGGGGCUCAACUAGGAUAUGCCCCAGCACCUGGUGGCCAACCAGGCUAUGCCCCACCACCAGGAGGUCAACCAGGCUAUGCACCACCACCAGGUGGCCAACCAGGUUAUGCACCACAACCAGGAGGUCAACCAGGCUAUGCCCCACCACCAGGAGGUCAACCAGGCUAUGCCCCACAACCAGGUGGCCAACCAGGCUAUGCCCCACCACCAGGUGGCCAACCAGGCUAUGCCCCACCACCAGGAGGUCAACCAGGCUAUGCCCCACCACCAGGUGGCCAACCAGGCUAUGCGCCACCACCAGGAGGUCAACCAGGUGGCCAGACAGGGCAACCGGGUUUGAGUGGCCAGUUCCAGCAACUUGGUAUCCAUGGCAACAUGGGAAUGCCUCGUCCAGUAAUUAGACCAGCACCAAAUUUCUCCGCUGAGAAGGAUGCUGAAAUUAUUCGUAAAGCCAUGAAAGGGGCAGGCACAGAUGAGCAGGCCAUCAUUAAUGUGAUUAGUCAGAGAUCAAAUCAACAGCGUGUUAACAUCAUGAACAUGUUUAAAACCAUGUAUGGCAAGGAUUUAAUCAAAGAUUUGGAAUCGGAACUAAGUGGAGAUUUCCGUGAGACAAUAAUGGCUAUGUUUAAACCUACAACUUUCUACGAUGCCUGGUCACUUCAUGAAGCCAUUAAGGGUUUAGGAACGAAAGAAUCUGCACUGAUAGAGAUUCUCUGUACAAGGACUAACGCUGAAAUACAGGAAAUUAAUAAUUGCUAUAAACAGUAUUAUCAUCAAACCCUGGAAAAAGAUAUUGUGAAUGACACAAGUGGCCAUUUUAAACGUCUGCUAGUCUCUUGUUGUCAGGCUAACAGGACAGAGCUGACACCUGAACAAUGGCAGCGUGUUCAGACACAAGGGCCGGAAUCUGUUAUUGAUAGAAAUCUUGCACGGGAAGAUGCUCAAAAGCUCUACCAGGCCGGAGAGAAAAAACUUGGCACCGAUGAGUCAGCAUUUUUGACAGUUCUUGCUGUUAGGCACUAUUUCCAGCUCAGAGCAACUUUCGAGGAAUAUGUCAAGAUUGCUGGUAGAGAUAUCCUCAGUACUAUUGACAGAGAAAUGUCAGGUGACCUAAAAGAUGGAUUUAUUGCUAUAGUAAUGAGUGCCAAGAACCGUCCGGAGUAUUUUGCUGACAAGUUGUACCAUGCUAUGAAAGGAGCCGGGACCAGUGACUCGACAUUGAUCAGAAUUGUAGUGUCUAGAUCUGAGGUUGACCUUCAGGAUAUCAAGGAAGUGUACCUUUCUAAGUACAAGAAGACACUGGCAACAGCUGUAUCUUCUGACACGAGUGGCGACUAUAAGAGGAUUCUACUUGCUGUCAUUGGACAGUGAUGAUGACAUCAUUCAGUCAGUACUUGUUACUAUAAAUAGUGUUUCUAUAUUUAGAACAUGUUUCUUUUUGCAGAAUAUGUUGCUGUGCAUAGAAAAUGUUACUAUUAAUGUUAAUUGUAUAGAUCAUGAUGAAGAUUGUAAGUUUACUUACAGCAAGACUAUUAUAAGCUAGAAAUAAAAAUGUAUUGCCUUUUCAUUUAUUUUUUUUUUGUAAAACCAUUGUC